Messenger RNA from Closterium sp. Naga37s-1, 1419 nucleotides. NCBI's taxonomy places the organism in Eukaryota, Viridiplantae, Streptophyta, Zygnematophyceae, Desmidiales, Closteriaceae. The record is from the annotation of a GenBank genome assembly.
AUGUCCCUCGCCGCGGCGUCGGCGCGACGCCAUGUGCGAUGGCAGGCGAUGCUGCUGCAGUCGCAGCUGAUCGCCCAGCGAUCGAUCCUUUGCAGACCAACACUGGACCGAUCACAACCGUUCGUCACCUCGCUGGACCGCGCACACGAUCACCCAGUGCACGGUAUCCCUUUCCUCCCUCCCAAGCCCCCCGUUUCCCCGCCAUUCCCCCCGCCCCACGCACCCCUCGCCUCGACAGUGGCACUAUCCUCGUUACAAUAUCACUCACCGGCAGAAUGCGACAUCGCCCUGUUGAAGAAUAGGAGACUAAGCAUUUCAUCCGCAAACUUGUUUCCGGCAGUUGCCGGCCAGGCGAUGCCUGACCGUCAGGCGCUACCAGCUAGCCGGCAGGUCGUCCCGCACCACGUGCGCGCUCUGCAAGUCGUCAUCCCUCAACUCACUUCUGCGCGGCCAGUCUCUGGGCGGUCCGAGGGGGAAGCAGUCAGAAGCAGGGCGGAGGGGGAGGGGGAGGGGGAGGGGAAAGUGGAGGGGAAGGGGAGGCAAGGCGGGGACGAUGGGGACAAAGGCGAGCAGGAGAGCAGCGAUGGGGGCGAGCACAUGCCUGCCACCGACAUAGCUGCUGCACUCCCCUUCACUCUGCCCCUUCCACUCUGCCCCUUCCACUCUGCCCCUUCCACUCUGCCCCUUCCACUCUGCCCCUUCGCGCGCUUGUCACUGCUGCCACCACCACUCGCGCACCGUGCCAUGCCUCAUGUUCCGCCCUUCACUCACUCCCCUCCUCUCCCCCCUUUCCCCCCCCCACAGCCAGUGACGUGGGCUAGUCUGGCGCUGCUGCUGCUGACAGGCGGCGCACUGCUGACGUACUUUGAGAGCGAGAAGCGCAAGCGACUGGAAGCCGUGAGGGAGCUAAAGCCGGUGGGCAAGGCGGCCAUAGGCGGCCCGUUUACGCUGGUGGACGGGCAGGGGAAGCCGUUCACAGAGGCGGAGCUCAAGGGGCGGUGGGCGCUGCUGUACUUCGGGUUCACCUUCUGCCCGGACAUCUGCCCCAGCGAACUCAUCAAGAUCGCCCACGCUGUCGACCUCGUGGAGAAGCAGGUGGGAGUGAAGGUGGUGCCGGUGUUCAUAUCAGUGGACCCUGAGCGAGACACCGCUGAUCAGGUCAAGGAGUACGUCAAAGAGUUCCACCCGAGAAUGAUCGGCCUCACAGGCUCACCAGAACAGGUGAAGGCAGCAGCGCGUGCAUUCCGAGUGUAUUACAUGAAGACAGAGGAGGAGGGGUACGACUACCUUGUCGAUCACUCCAUCAUCUCGUAUUUGAUGAGUCCGGAGUUUGAGUUUGUCAAGUUCUUUGGCCGCAAUCACACUCCAGAGGGGCUGGCAGAUGGCAUAGCGGGGGAGAUCAAGGGCCAUGGCAAGUAG